Oppiella nova is the source of this 2004-nucleotide messenger RNA. The record is from the annotation of a GenBank genome assembly. NCBI's taxonomy places the organism in Eukaryota, Metazoa, Arthropoda, Arachnida, Sarcoptiformes, Oppiidae.
AUGCAACAAUUACACUGUAACCUGGAUCAGCCCAAAAAUCUACAGUCAACGGACGGAUGUUUAGCCAUUACAGCCGCUCGUGAGACCAAUCCUUACAUUUUGUCUAAUAAUAAAAGUUUUAGUUCAGCGAUGAUUACGUCAAAAAAGAGCUGGACUUACGGCCGGUUCGAGAUUAGAGCCGCCCUUCCCAACGGGAAAAUGUUGAGACCGGCCUUUAUUAUGAUUCCCGCUGCCGAACAGACUAAAUGGGCACUCGAUGGCCAGAUAGAUGUUAUGACAAAUAUCCAGGACUCUAACCUGUAUGCCGGUGCCCAUUACGGGUUGGAACGCCCAAAUGGAGACACCCCGUACACCGGCGCUGAAUAUAACGCCGUAUCCGCAAACCUACAGGACUUUCAUACCUACGCCGUCGAGUGGAAUGAAACACAUAUUCAAUGGUUUUUUGAUGACAACAAACAUUCAAAAGAUUUUGAUAUCAAUAAGACGUUAACCACUGAUUAUACCAAAAAUGGACAGCCGUUUGACAAAGCAUUUAAGUUGACCCUAUCGUUAGGUGUGGGCGGGGAUGCCGAUUAUCUGUUCCCGGGAAUGUCACUCACGGAGAGUGAUUACAUGUCAUGGAAGUGCUCGGCGAUUAUCAUCGAUUAUGUCCGCGUCUAUGAGUGGGUCGACAACCAUACUGUCCACUCGGGUCAUAUUAGCAGUGUAGGUGACCGUACAUCCAGUGCCGAUAUAUGCGAGUCUGUCAUGUCGUACAUACGAUCGUCUGAUCAUACGGACGGCGACAGUCACACAACUCCCGGACCAAUUGAACCCACGUUUACACUGACGCUCACGUCUAUUGUGUCAAUCAUUUGCGGCUUAAUUAUAGCAAUACUUAUACUAAUCGUUAUAUUUCUAGCCGUAAGACAGAAGCGAUUAAAUAUCGUUAACCAAGAGAUUAGUCUCGACUCUUACGACGACUGCAGAGCCGGAGAUAGUGGUCUGAAAAGGGAUGAGACGUACGAUGAGUAUAGCUAUUGUGUGCCAAAUUACGAGACAGACAUAAAUCCCGGUGCUGUCGAUAAUAACUAUCUACGAAUGGCUCGUGAAACCAAGGAUGAGUUCGAGGGCCCGGUAUUAGACAGAGAGCACUGGGAUGUGGAUAAUACAAUGUCUACUGCAAAGUGUAAUGGUGUUCACAGAGAUAUUCAGUUGCACUGUAGUCUGGAUCAUCCUAAAAAUCUACAACUAAGGGACGGGUGUUUAGCCUUAACAGCAGCCCAAGAGUCAAAUAAUACAAAAUACAGUUCAGCGAUGAUUACGUCAACCAAGAGCUGGACGUACGGCCGGUUCGUGAUUAGGGCCGCCCUUCCCAGAGGGAAAAUGUUGAGACCAGUUAUUGUUAUGUUUCCGGUGGCCGGACAUGAGGGUCGGUGGCCCAUCAGUGGACAGAUAGAUAUUUUGUCAAACAAUCAAAACUCUUUACUAAAUGGUGGUGCCCAUUAUGGCAGUCCUGCUGUGUAUAGCAAUCAGGGACACCAAAAAGUAUCGGAAAACCUGCAGGACUUUCAUACUUAUGGUGUCGAGUGGAAUGAGACACACAUUCAAUGGUUUUUUGAUGACCAAGAUCAGUUGCAAAAUUUCGACAUCAAUAGGACGUUAUCCGAUGCGUAUGAGAGAAAAGGACAGCCUUUUGAUCGCCCAUUUAGGUUACAGUUGGAGUUGGGUGUGGGCGGGGAUGCAGACCAUCUGUUCCCCAGAGAGACACUCACUGACGCGGAUUACAAGUCGUGGAAGUGUUCGGCGUUUAUCAUCGAUUAUAUCCGCGUAUAUCAGUGGGUAGACAGUCCUAACUCUAGCUAUAUUACUGGUGGUGACCGUACAUCCAGUGCCGAUAUCUGUGAGGAUGUAAUGUCUCACAUAAGGUCUAAUAAUAAAACCGAUGAUAACAAGAGUAUAAGCGCCAACCCUACCGGUCUCACUACACCUACUAAUACCACAUUAUCGAUUAAAAGCGAGUAA